Coniosporium apollinis CBS 100218 is the source of this 1005-nucleotide messenger RNA. RefSeq lists its product as uncharacterized. Bases 1 to 1005 code for a protein of 334 amino acids. NCBI's taxonomy places the organism in Eukaryota, Fungi, Ascomycota, Dothideomycetes. The record is from RefSeq and is a predicted model, not a curated record. The transcript has a single exon.
AUGCCCGGCCCCUCCGAGGCACCGCUCAGCCUAAUAUCUUCCCAAAUGAUGGCCGCCCAACAGCGCCCCAGCAGCCGCCGCGCCGCAUCCGCAACCUGGGACCGUCUCAAAUCCCGCCCUUCCGACCCGCUGGAGCAAUACGGGCUGCCCUCCAAAGGCGAGACGCGACUGAACGACUUCAAGGCGCAGGAGAACUACUACAACAAGAUCGUGGAGCGUUACAUGAAGUUCUGCGCCUCAUGCGGCGGCGGCGACGGGCUGGAGAAGGCCUUUGCUUCGCUCUCACUGUCCUCCACUCCAACCCCUUCGCCGAACCCAGCGCCGCCGCAGUCGAAGAGGUCCGGCGCACCUACUCUGGGGCCUCGUAAGGCUAGCUCCGCGCAGCAGACCACCCCGCCAACCCCGCAAGCCGACCUCCCCACCAUCCUAUCCGCGAUGCGCAAGCUGCGCGAAGCGCUGGUCGCCUCGCACCGCCUCGACGUCUUCGCGCAGCGCGCUUACACCUUCAUAAUCCACGCCUCGAUCCUGUGCCGCCAUUUCGAGUCAUACCACCCCGCGCUGCUGUACCUGCUGCACGUGCUCCACCCCGUGGUUCCGCUAUCCGAGCCCGAGCUGCACGAGUUUGUCGGAUACCAUGUGCUUGAUCUCGCGUGUCGGCAAGCGGACCUGGGGGCCGCGUAUGCGGUGAAAGUCGCGUAUGGGCAUCGGGAUCCGGCGGGACGGGUCGAGGUGGUGCUGAAGAGUCUGGUGCAUGAUGAUUAUGUGGGGUUUUGGCGGGUGAGGAGGGCGGUGGAUGGGUAUCAGAAGGCGGUGAUGGAGUGGGCGGAGGAGGGCAUGAGAUUGCAUGCGUUGAAAUGUUUGGGAAGGAGCUAUCUGAAUGCGGAGAGACAAUUCGUUGAGAAGAUGGCGGAAGCCACGUGGAAGGAGUUGGUGGAUAAGGGGGUAGGGUGGGAGCUUACUGGAGAGGGCGAGAAAGUCAUUAUGCGGAGGCCGAAGCCGAAGUGA